GGAGAAGAAUGUCUGGCAGUCGGUGGGGACUCCAAAUCUAAAUCCAAUCGAUUCCAUCUUAAUAGCAGGAAAAGGAUAGGAAGGAGGAGUAAGGCCGAAGCACCAAAUAUUGCCAUUGCCAUUGCCAUUGCCAUUUCAGAAUCAGAAUCAGAUUCAGUUGGAAGAAGAAGAAGAAGCUCCAAUCUCAUCAACCCUGCGCGCUUCAGAGUUAGUUGAUCGAUCCUACGGCUGGCUGCCGUAUUCUUUAUCUCACGAUCUUCAUUCACGUGGCAAUUACGAAUGGAUGUGAGUUUUCCCACGUUGGCCCGAAUUCCACCUUUGUAUUUUUUCUGGUAAUAGCUGAUUUUCACUGCGUAAUUUGCACCAUUCAUACACAACGCAACGUGAACCAGCCGACUCCACUCCAAUGGCGCUAUUGAGUUGCCAAGAAGGCUCAUAAAUCAUGUGGACGGAGGUUUUUGCUAAUGACUCCAUUUACUCUCUGAGGUAAGUAGGGGUUUUACGUCCAUCCCUCCUUUCGCAGGCGUCGCUUAUCUUUGGCUAUGGAUUCUCACAUCUGCUAUGGGAAUGACAGGGCUAGUUUAUCUUUUAUGAAUUUGGAAAUUUUGUUGGAUUGAAAGCGAGACAGAUUGAACUAACAGAAUGAGUUUUACUUUUAGUUCACUUGAGAUAUCAUUCUCUUGUUUCGAGAGCAAUUCUCAUAGCAAGAAUUUGAAGCCACUUGCUCCUAAAGUUGCCAUUAGGCUUGGUGGGUUGCGUGAUGGGGUUGUGAGGAAGGCAUAUAUUUCAAACCACUUAGUCCCUGGCCACUCAGAAGGUUCUCUUCUAGGGAAGAAACAGCUGAGUGCUCACGAACCACCUUCGAAGUUGGACUUAGUGCGGACAUUGUUGAUCGACAAUUAUGAUAGUUAUACAUAUAACAUUUAUCAAGAGCUAUCAGUCAUUAAUGGAUCAGUGCCUCCGGUGGUGAUUCGCAACAAUGAAUGGUCUUGGGAAGAUAUUUGUCACUAUCUGUAUGAAGAGAAGGCAUUUGACAAUAUUGUGAUAUCUCCUGGUCCUGGUUCUCCAAUGUGUGCCUCUGAUAUAGGAAUAUGCCUCAGGUUAUUGCUUGAAUGUAGUGACAUCCCUGUUUUAGGAGUUUGCCUUGGUCACCAGGCUUUAGGUUAUGUUCACGGUGCCGAGGUUGUUCAUGCUCCAGAACCUGUUCAUGGACGCUUGAGUGAAAUCGAGCAUAACAACUGUGGACUAUUCCAUGGGAUUCCUUCAGGACAAAAUUCCGGAUUUAAGGUUGUCCGGUAUCACUCCCUUGUAAUAGACCAAUACACACUUCCCACAGAGCUUAUACCUAUAGCCUGGACUUCAUCUGAAAACAACACCUUUCUCGGAAUCAAAAACUCUGAUUCCUACCUCAAUGGAUAUGAAAGUCAAGUUGUUCCACAAAGUGACAAACUUCUCAUGGGUAUUAUGCACUCCAAUAGGCCUCAUUAUGGUUUGCAGUUCCAUCCAGAGAGCAUUGCUACAUGUCAUGGGAGGCAAAUAUUAAAAAAUUUUGCUGAUAUCACGAAGACCUACUGGUUUGGAUUAAGGUCAACGUUGAAUAGAGAGAGGAAUGUUCAUUAUGCUGCAUGCAUGCAGGUGCCUAAUGGAGCUCAAUUGUUCCAAAAUGUUUCCAGGAGGAAGCAUUUGGUGAAUCGUAAUGACAAGAAGCAUGUGAGCAAUGGUAACUCGAUUAACUCCUCACAGUCAAGAAUUGCAGCGUCUCUCAAGUUAAAAUGGAGAAAAGUUGAAUGUUCUGUGAGCCAAGUUGGUGGAGCUGCAAGCAUAUUCUGUGAGCUGUUUGGAAAACAAGAUCCUGGAAACACAUAUUGGCUCGAUAGUUCCUCAACAGAACCGAUCAGAGCACGCUUUUCUUUUAUGGGUGGUAAAGGUGGGCCUCUAUGGAGACAACUGACAUUUAGAUUGUCAAACAACAGUAAUAUGGCACAUAAUAAUGGAGGCUAUCUAUCAAUUGAAGAUUCUGAGGGUUCUAUUACAAGUCUAUAUUUGGAGGAUGGAUUUUUUAACUUUUUGAACAAGGAGCUUGCGUCGUUUCGCUAUGAUGAAAAAGAGUAUGAAGGAUUGCCUUUUGAUUUCUAUGGUGGCUUUAUUGGUUACAUCGGGUAUGACCUAAAAAUUGAAUGCGGGGCUUCCUCAAAUUGCCACAAAUCAAGCACCCCUGAUGCUUGUCUUUUCUUUACAGAUAAUCUUAUUGUAAUAGAUCAUCAAUGUGAUGAUAUUUAUGUUAUGUCAUUACACGAUGAGAAUAUCAUUGAAACUCCCUGGUUAGAUGACACUGAGUUGAAACUUCUUGAGAUGAAAGGUUGUCCCCCUGGAAAAUCCUUAUCUCGGGAAUCUGGAUUUUCCUUGGAACAUUCAGAAGGUGAAGGGUUUUCAGUUGAGAAAUCGAGGGAGCAAUACAUCAAGGAUGUUGAAACUUGUCAGAAAUACAUAAAAGAUGGAGAGAGCUAUGAGUUGUGUCUCACAACGCAGAUGAGAAAGAGAUUAGGCGAAAUACAACCCCUGGGACUUUAUCUUAAUCUCCGGGAAAAAAAUCCAGCUCCCUAUGCUGCUUGGCUUAAUUUUUCCAAACAAAAUUUAUGCAUUUUCUGUUCUUCACCUGAGAGAUUUCUUCGGUUGGACCGGAAUGGCAUCCUAGAAGCAAAGCCCAUCAAAGGAACUAUAGCUCGUGGAGCAUCUCCGAAGGAAGAUGAACUACACAAGCUACAGCUGCAGCACAGUGAGAAAGAUCAAGCUGAAAACUUAAUGAUUGUCGAUCUUCUGAGGAAUGACCUGGGGCGGGUUUGUGAGCCAGGCUCUAUUCAUGUGCCACAUCUGAUGGAAAUCGAAUCAUAUGCUACUGUCCACACUAUGGUAAGUACAAUACAAGGGAAAAAAAGAUCAAAUGUCAGCGCUGUCGACUGUGUCCAGGCAGCAUUUCCCGGCGGGUCAAUGACUGGUGCACCAAAGUUGAGAUCAAUGGAAAUUCUGGACUCACUGGAAAGUACUUCAAGAGGCGUUUACUCUGGAUGCAUCGGGUAUUUCUCGUACAACCAAACAUUUGAUCUGAAUAUAGUCAUCAGGACUAUUGUUGUACAUGAAGGUGAGGCUUCCAUUGGAGCUGGAGGCGCCAUCACAGCUCUUUCAAAUACCAACGAUGAGUAUGAAGAAAUGUUGCUGAAAACCCGAGCUCCCAGUAAGGCUGUUAUCGAAUAUCUGAAGAGCACAAACUCUAUGCUGCACGCACGAAAAGGAUUUACAAGAGCUACUUGAAAGAUGAUGGAGUUGGCAUGCUUAACAUAUUAUGAUGAAGGCAUAUUAUUGAUUCAUUUUUCUCAUUUAGUUGUCAAGAAUAUAUUAAGAUUUGGAAUGGAAUUUUUGCACUAACAUUGAUGGAUAUUUAUACUUUCUUGAUGAGGCGACGGGAUUGUGUUUGAGGUUUGCUUUAUCCCAUCUCAUAAUUCUCAUUAGAUAUUAAUGAAGCCACAUGUUCUGUCAUUUAAGAUUAGGGGGAAAAAUAAAUAAUAUGUUGGAUAUU
Messenger RNA from Andrographis paniculata, 3574 nucleotides. RefSeq names its product aminodeoxychorismate synthase, chloroplastic. Gene Ontology annotation, biological process: folic acid-containing compound biosynthetic process; L-tryptophan biosynthetic process. NCBI's taxonomy places the organism in Eukaryota, Viridiplantae, Streptophyta, Magnoliopsida, Lamiales, Acanthaceae. The transcript is spliced from 15 exons. The coding region runs from base 643 to 3309 and encodes 888 amino acids. The record is from RefSeq and is a predicted model, not a curated record.